This is a messenger RNA of Botrytis byssoidea, 354 nucleotides long. RefSeq lists its product as uncharacterized. The transcript is spliced from 3 exons. The record is from RefSeq and is a predicted model, not a curated record. Bases 1 to 354 code for a protein of 117 amino acids. Lineage: Eukaryota; Fungi; Ascomycota; Leotiomycetes; Helotiales; Sclerotiniaceae.
AUGUCGGCACGUGUAGCAUUUAGGAGAAUGAUUCCCUUUGCCGGGGUCGCGACAACCGCAACGUUAGCUUGCUACGGCGCCAAUCGUGUCCUUGCCUUCGAACGUACCCCGGCGAAACAUUCUACAUUAAAGAGCCAUCGAAUAGUUUGUGCUGCAAGUGCCUACGGCGUUUACAGCGGUUUCUGCAAAGAAAUGUGCACCAUAAUCUUCGAUGGUUGCAAAGGAGAAUGGGACAGGGUCAAAGUGGUAGAUAAGGCUUCAAAUUUGGAACCCGAGACGAGAAAUCACUUGAUGGUGAAGAUAGCUCUGUUGAGGACACUACCUCAUAGUGUGAUACCAUGGAGUUAUCUUUAG